Messenger RNA from Oncorhynchus nerka (sockeye salmon), 4982 nucleotides. RefSeq names its product poly [ADP-ribose] polymerase tankyrase-2-like. The transcript is spliced from 25 exons. Gene Ontology annotation, molecular function: NAD+ poly-ADP-ribosyltransferase activity; protein binding. Lineage: Eukaryota; Metazoa; Chordata; Actinopteri; Salmoniformes; Salmonidae. The record is from RefSeq and is a predicted model, not a curated record. Gene Ontology annotation, cellular component: nucleus; cytoplasm. The coding region runs from base 488 to 3895 and encodes 1135 amino acids.
GCACACACAAAAAAAUCGUCAUUGAUUAAAAUGUCAUAUAUUUUGAAUUAGUUGUCCACUUUGCAAUGUUUUGAAAUGCAGGAUUUCAUUUUGAAGGUUUCCUCAUUACCAUAUGAAAGUGACGUCAUCGUUAGUGCUGCAAGCAGAAUAGCAGUCCUGUUAUUUGGGGCGUACAACCACCCUUUGUGAUGCUUUCAACAUUACAUAAUUAAUGAAUUGCUUUGUGCAAUUAUAAUGGGGUUCGGUAUGAAUCGAUAUUUUGGUAGAUGACGUAUCUGCAACAUGAUAGAAGCUCCAAGCCGCAGCCUACAGGCUGAUUUUAAUGUGGACUGGGUAUGGGAUGCUUAUUUGACAGCGCACUGAUGUUCUCGUUGCCAGGAAGGAUUUGACUCUGACAGUCAUAUUUAUUGUCGAUGUCACGGAAUUCAUCGCGAUUUUCAUGUUUUGUAACGAUAUGCGAUAAAUUCGCAGAAACUCUUCCUUUUUCAUGGCCUCGGUGGCAAUGUUUUGGGGGUCUGCAAACACAAAUUCCAAGCUCUACAUUUACGAAAAUACCACACCACUUAUGUCCACCCGACAGUGUUCAAGGGUAAUGGGCUUGGGUGGUGUCUCCCCGGGAGUAGAUACACCCGGGUCCGGCGAGCCGAACAGGGAGAUCUUCGAGGCCUGCAGAAACGGAGAUGUGGAGCGCGUGAGGAGGCUUGUCACACCGGAGAAUGUAAACAGUAGAGACACCGCCGGCAGAAAAUCCACCCCGCUGCAUUUCGCUGCUGGAUUUGGCCGCAGGGAUGUGGUGGACUACCUACUACAAAACGGAGCCAACGUGCAUGCCCGUGAUGAGGGAGGCCUCGUAUCACUCCACAACGCCUGCUCCUUCGGCCAUUCUGAGGUGGUCAACCUGCUCCUGCACCAUGGGGCCGAUGCCAACUCCAGGGACAACUGGAGUUACACACCCCUCCACGAGGCCGCCAUAAAGGGGAAGAGCGACGUCUGCAUAGUGCUCCUGCAACACGGAGCCGAGCCAAUGAUUCGUAACACAGAUGGGAGGACAGCGCUGGACCUGGCUGAGGAGUCCACUAAAGCAGUGCUGACCGGUGAAUAUAGAAAAGAUGACCUGCUAGAAAGUGCAAGGAGUGGGAAUGAAGACAAGUUGAUGGCCCUGCUAACACCAUUGAAUGUGAACUGUCAUGCCAGUGACGGUCGGAAGUCCUCCCCUCUGCAUCUGGCUGCUGGCUACAACCGUGUGAAGACAGUGCAGCUGCUGUUAAAGCACGGGGCUGACGUCCAUGCUAAAGACAAAGGUGAUCUGGUGCCCCUUCAUAACUCCUGUUCCUAUGGACAUUACGACGUCACUGAGAUUUUAGUAAAGCACGGCGCCUGUGUGAAUGCCAUGGACCUGUGGCAGUUCACCCCCCUGCACGAAGCCGCCUCUAAGAAUAGGGUGGACGUGUGCUCCCUGCUCGUCAGCUACGGAGCCGACCCCACUUUCCUAAACUGCCACAACCAGAGCGCCAUUGACCUGUCUCCCACUUCGCAGCUCAAAGAACGCCUGGCCUAUGAGUUCAGAGGUCAUGCCUUGCUCCAGGCAGCACGUGAAGCUGACCUGCCCCGCCUAAAGAAGCACAUGUCACUGGAGACCAUGACCUUCAAGCAUCCCCUUACGCAUGAAACCGCACUGCACUGUGCAGCGACAUCUCCCUAUCCCAAGAGAAAACAAGUGUGCGAGUUACUGCUGAGGAAAGGGGCCAACGUGAAUGAGAAGACUAAAGACUUCCUGACUCCCUUGCACCUGGCUUCUGAAAAGUCACACAACGACAUAAUCGAGGUGUUGGUGAAACAUGAGGCAAAGGUCAAUGCUCUGGACAACCUGGGCCAGACAGCUCUGCACCGUGCGGCCCACUGUGGCCACCUCCAGACCUGCCGUCUGCUGCUGAAAUCAGGCUGCGACCCCCUCGUCAUGUCUCUACGGGGUUUCUCUCCAUCCCAAAUGGGCAAUGAGAGGGUGCAGGAGAUACUGCAUGAGGGAACUCUGAUUGGAAACUCUGAUGUGGACUGGCAGUUGCUAGAAGCCUCCAAGUCUGGAGAUUUGGAGAUUGUUGAAAAGCUGUGUACCAUGCAGAAUGUGAACUGUAGGGAUGUAGAGGGCCGUCAAUCCACCCCGCUCCACUUUGCGGCGGGGUAUAACCGUGUGUCUGUGGUGGAGUACCUUCUACUGCAUGGGGCUGACGUCCAUGCCAAAGACAAAGGUGGCCUGUUCCCCCUACACAAUGCCUGCUCCUAUGGUCACUAUGAGGUGGCUGAAUUGCUGGUCAUCCACGGGGCUCUGGUCAACAUAGCUGACCUGUGGAAGUUUACCCCUCUGCACGAGGCCGCCGCCAAAGGAAAAUACGAGAUCUGCAAACUGCUGCUGCAGCAUGGUGCAGACCCGACCAAGAAGAACCGAGAUGGGAGCACUCCACUGGACCUGGUGAAGGAUGGGGACACUGACAUGCAGGACCUGCUAAGAGGAGACGCUGCCCUGCUGGACGCAGCCAAGAAGGGCUGUCUGGCCCGGAUCGAGAAGCUCUGCAGCCCCGAUAAUGUUAACUGUAGAGACGCACAUGGACGGCACUCUACACUGCUGCACCUGGCAGCUGGCUACAACAACCUGGAGGUAGCAGAGUACCUGCUUCAGCAUGGAGCAGAGGUCAACUCCCAGGACAAGGGAGGGCUCAUCCCCCUGCACAACGCUGCCUCCUACGGGGUGGACGAUGUUCGUGCCUUGUUGACAGCGGCCAUGCCACCUUCAGCCCUGCCCGGUUGCUAUAAACCCCAGGUAAUCCGUAUGUCUGCCCCUGUAGGGGUGGUGGUCCCCCCCAGCCUCUCAGCCAGCUCCACACCCCUGUCCACCUUGGCCUCCAGCAACAGUCUGGACAAUCAGGCCACUGCCUCCACCUGCACUGCCUUCCCUGAGCUACCCGCUCUCCUGGGGCCCUCUGGGGCUGUGGGCACGGACAAGAAGGAGGGUCCAGGUGUGGAUCUGAGUAUCGGACAGUUCCUCAACGACUUUGGACUGGAACACCUACUAGAGAUCUUUGAAAGAGAGCAGAUCACACUGGAUGUCCUGGUAGAGAUGGGACACAAGGAGCUGAAAGAGAUCGGUAUCAAUGCCUACGGACACAGACACAAGAUUAUCAAAGGAGUAGAGAGACUCACUAGCGGACCUCAAAGUUUGAACCCGUACCUUGCGUUGAACACGACGAACAGUGGGACCAUACUAAUAGAUCUGGCGUCGGACGACAAGGAGUUUCAAUUGGUGGAGGAGGAGUUGCAGAGUACGAUCAGAGGGCACAGAGAUGGAGGGCUUGCUGGAGGGGUUUUCAACAGAUACAACAUUGUUAAGAUCCAGAAAGUGUGCAACAAGAAGCUUUGGGAGAGGUACACCCAUCGAAGGAAGGAGGUCUCCGAGGAGAAUCACAAUCACUCCAAUGAACGGAUGUUGUUUCACGGUUCGCCGUUUGUCAACGCCAUCCUCCACAAGGGUUUUGAUGAGAGGCAUGCUUACAAAGGCGGCAUGUUCGGCGCAGGCAUCUACUUUGCUGAGAACUCGUCUAAGAGUAACCAGUACGUCUACGGGAUAGGAGGCGGUACAGGCUGCCCUCUGCACAAAGACCGGUCCUGCUACGUGUGCCAACGGCACCUGCUGUUCUGUAGGGUGACCCUGGGCAAGUCCUUCCUGCAGUUCAGUGCCAUGAAGAUGGCCCACUCCCCUCCAGGACACCACUCUGUCACAGGGAGGCCCAGUGUCAACGGACUGUCACUGGCAGAAUAUGUCAUCUACAGAGGAGAGCAGGCCUAUCCAGAGUAUUUGAUCAGCUAUCAGAUAUUAAAGCCCGAUGCCUCUGUGGAUGGAUAGAAGUGGAACGGAGGAAGGAAGAACCACAAGUUAAUUGUACAGAAGAACAUCUCAGCCUGUUUCUGUUAUGUUCAGGGCAGCAACAGCUUUACUAAAUGCAUGCACAAACAGAUGUAUUUACUUUUUCCUCCAUUUGAAGCAUUUCCAUCUGUAGCCAUUCUAACAAAUGCUGUGCAGGAAAACUACAACUGGCUAAUGUCUAACUGUAAUUCAAAAAAACUUCUGUGUUAUAGUAGUUCUUUUCUGGAGACAUUGUGUAUCUAUUUAUUUGUACUAGCGUGUUAAUUUAUUUACAUUUUUAUGCCCAAGUUAUUGUAAAUGAAUGACCUAUAGAAUAUGUAUUCCAUCAACCAGCAGUCAAAAUCAGUGUUUUCAAAGUCUGCCUUGUGGGGAUGUCUGGGUCAUAUUUAUUAGGGCACAUCGUAGCAAAAAUGUUUCAAAAGUUGUGGAAUGGAAAAUUAAUGUUUAUUGGACAAGCCUAGGUGGUCACUCCCUGUUUCAGUCUGUUUUCUUCCAUUGGUGCCUAUUACCUAAUGACUUAUUUAUCCAGUAUUGUAAAUCAGGACACAAUUUCAGAUCAUUAUCCUGUUAGAAGGUGUAUUGUUUUGUCUACAUAGUGACUAAAAGAUCAGGAUCAGUGUCCUUUCAUUCAGUAAUGGUGGCCGCAGCAAAGUCUUCAAAUUUGAGGACUCCUAAAUUGUCAUAAAUUGCCCCUCCACGAAGUCUGUUUUGCUUUGAAAGCUGUUUGUUUUACACAACACACAAGGGUGACGAGACUACGCAGAGAAAACAAAACAUGUAGUUUGUCAAUUUCCCUCGGUCAGUGUUUGGAUGCGCUGUGAGAACCGUGUCUGUCAUUUGAAAUCAUGUGAAGUUAAUUUACACUAAUAUGCUGUGGUUGCGUGAUGUUCUCGCAGCACUUUGUUCCUUUUGCAUGAUAUUCCUGUCUGAUUAACUCUCGUUAAGAGUUGUACGUCAUGUUUGAACAGUGCUUGCUUAGUGCUAAUUGGAUGCAUCGUGGCUGGAUCUGGGUGGGAAUAAUCUCCACACAAAACAGCCACAUCAAAAUAAAUGAGCUAUUUGUGAA